CCCCAGCCAAAACUCCAAAAAAUUUGACUACUUGAUCUGCUCGUUUCGAUUUUCCGGCGAAUAUACUCGCCGGCCGAUUACGCUGCUUCAGUCGAUUUCUUGUUUGGACGAAGAAAAAAAUGUCGAUAUCAAAGAGCUCAAAAAUGCUUCAGUUCAUCAACUACAGGAUGCGAGUGACGAUCCAAGAUGGAAGACAGCUAGUUGGGAAAUUCAUGGCGUUCGAUCGCCACACGAAUCUCGUUCUCGGCGACUGCGAGGAGUUUCGGAAACUCCCUCCGGCGAAAGGCGGUAAGAAGACCAACGAAGAGAGAGAAGUCCGUCGUGCGCUCGGCUUGGUUUUGCUUAGAGGCGAAGAAGUGAUUUCGAUGACAGUCGAAGGACCACCACCGCCUGAAGAAUCCCGAGCGAAAUCAGGCUCCGGAACCGCCGUUUCUGGUCCCGGACUCGGCCGUGCUGCUGGCCGUGGAGUAACGACUGCUCCGCUCGUUCAAGCUCAGCCUGGAUUAUCCGGUCCUGUUCGUGGAAUCGGUGGUCCUUCUCCCGGAAUGAUGCAGCCUCAGAUCUCUAGACCACCACAGCUUUUAGCUCCGCCGAUUAUUCGUCCUCCAGGUCAUAUGCCACCGCCUCCUCCAGCUUUUACCGGUCAAGGUCCUCCUCCGAUGAUGGGAAGAGGUCCUCCUCCACCUUAUGGUAUGAGACCAACUCAGCAGCAGUAUCCUCCUGGUCCUCCUCCGCCGCCUCAGUAUGGUGGACAAAGGCCGAUGAUUCCUCCGCCUAAUGGUAUGAUGAGAGGACCGCCUCCGCCUCGCCCUGGAAUGCCGCCGCCUCCUGGUGGUGGUGUUCCUGUCUUUGCUCCGCCUCGUCCUGGCAUGCCUCCUCCUCCGAAUCCCCAUACUCAGCAACAGUGAUGAGGAGUCACUGCAUCAUCUGCAAAAUUCACAUUCACAGGACUGAGUAUGCACGUCUGCUAGAAUGCUUGACCUUUUUUUCUCCUAGGAACUCGAAAAUCUAUGGGUUCACGUUGGUUAUCUCAUGGAAAAGCAACGGAUUUUAGAAAUAGUGAAUUUGUAGAAGUUACGGCAUUGCUUUAUGAACUGGAUGUAUAAAUUGACUGGAAAUUUUGAUCGCCAUUUUAGGUUAUUUUUGUAAACAACAACUUCUGCAAAGUCUCUCAGUGGUUCAUACACCACUCUGCACUGCACUGAACUAUCUGCAGAAUCACAGCCUCCACCGAGACCUCUGAAGCUAAUGCUCAUGAGCAAUGAGGGAGUUAAAGGAGUUGGAGUAGUCCGCAUUCUAUGAUCUCACACUUGUUGUACAAGUUGACUCUG
Molecule: messenger RNA, 1331 nt
Organism: Eutrema salsugineum
Lineage: Eukaryota; Viridiplantae; Streptophyta; Magnoliopsida; Brassicales; Brassicaceae
Product: small nuclear ribonucleoprotein-associated protein B'
Exons: 3
Coding region: 120-908 (262 amino acids)
Biological process (GO): mRNA splicing, via spliceosome
Cellular component (GO): catalytic step 2 spliceosome; U4 snRNP; U2 snRNP
Molecular function (GO): RNA binding
Source: RefSeq, a predicted model, not a curated record